Messenger RNA from Salvia miltiorrhiza (redroot sage), 570 nucleotides. RefSeq lists its product as uncharacterized. Lineage: Eukaryota; Viridiplantae; Streptophyta; Magnoliopsida; Lamiales; Lamiaceae. The record is from RefSeq and is a predicted model, not a curated record. Gene Ontology annotation, biological process: proteolysis. Gene Ontology annotation, molecular function: cysteine-type peptidase activity. Bases 78 to 569 code for a protein of 163 amino acids. The transcript has 2 exons.
CAGAGGAUCCCCAGGGGAAUCAUCCACAACCGCGAGAUGCAUACACACAUUGGAAUGUGCCCUACAAUCUCAUCACAAUGUUCCAGGGCACUGAUGCAGAUCAUACGUGGCAUUGGUUGGAGGCUAAUGAGAUUCUUACUAUUUGCAAUGUCAACGCGAGUCAUUGGUGCACUGUGGUCAUUUCUAUCGAACGAUGGGAGGUUCGAGUGUAUGAUUCUCUGUCACAUGUUGAAGGGAUCACACAACGUCGACAAGCUUCAAUGAGGUGCAUAACUCGUUUGAUGCCUAGAUUGUUGCACACUGUGGGGUAUUGGGAUAACAAUCCCAACAGGUUUGUCCAUGCUGCUGAUGCAGAGAUGGCGUAUGUGAUGAUGCCCCACAACCAGCAAUUUGUGCAACAGGACAUCAUUAGUUGUGGUGUGUAUGCAUGUGCUUACUUAGAUCGUCUGGUAUGUGGAAAACCGAAACGGGAACGGAUGAGAACCAAUAGGGAUGUAGAAAAAUAUCGCUACAUGGUAGCUGUUAGGAUAUGGGAAUUGUGUACCCCAAUUCCCGCUGCUUUGAUUUGAU